AUGAAGAAGAAGAAACAAGUGAAGGUCUGGAUAUCUCGGGAAGAAGAAGAAGAAGAAGAAGAAGAAGAAGAAGAAGAAGAAGAAGAAGAAGAAGAAGAAGAAGAAGAAGAAGAAGAAGAAGAAGAAGAAGAAGAAGAAGAAGAAGAAGAAGAAGAAGAAGAAGAAGAAGAAGAAGAAGAAGAAGAAGAAGAAGAAGAAGAAGAAGAAGAAGAAGAAGAAGAAGAAGAAGAAGAAGAAGAAGAAGAAGAAGAAGAAGAAGAAGAAGAAGAAGAAGAAGAAGAAGAAGAAGAAGAGAGAAGGGGAAGGGAAGAAGAGAGAGAGAAGAAAGGAGAUGAGAGAGAGAAGAAGGGAGGGAGGGAAGAGAAGAAAAGAGAGAGAGGAAAGGAGAUGCGAGAGAGGCAGGAAAUAAAAGGAGAGAAAGGAAAGGAGAUGGGAGAGAGGGAAGAGGAGAGGAGAGAGAAGGAGGGAGAAGAAGAAGAAGAAGAAGAAGAAGAAGAAGAAGAAGAAGAAGAAGAAGAAGAAGAAGAAGAAGAAGAAGAAGAAGAAGAAGAAGAAGAAGAAGAAGAAGAAGAAGAAGAAGAAGAAGAAGAAGAAGAAGAAGAAGAAGAAGAAGAAGAAGAAGAAGAAGAAGAAGAAGAAGAAGAAGAAGAAGAAGAAGAAGAAGAAGAAGAAGAAGAAGAAGAAGAAGAAGAAGAAGAAGAAGAAGAAGAAGAAGAAGAAGAAGAAGAAGAAGAAGAAGAAGAAGAAGAAGAAGAAGAAGAAGAAGAAGAAGAAGAAGAAGAAGAAGAAGAAGAAGAAGAAGAAGAAGAAGAAGAAGAAGAAGAAGAAGAAGAAGAAGAAGAAGAAGAAGAAGAAGAAGAAGAAGAAGAAGAAGAAGAAGAAGAAGAAGAAGAAGAAGAAGAAGAAGAAGAAGAAGAAGAAGAAGAAGAAGAAGAAGAAGAAGAAGAAGAAGAAGAAGAAGAAGAAGAAGAAGAAGAAGAAGAAGAAGAAGAAGAAGAAGAAGAAGAAGAAGAAGAAGAAGAAGAAGAAGAAGAAGAAGAAGAAGAAGAAGAAGAAGAAGAAGAAGAAGAAGAAGAAGAAGAAGAAGAAGAAGAAGAGGAGGGAGAAGAAGAAGAAGAAGAGAGAAGGGGAAGGGAAGAAGAGAGAGAGAAG
This is a messenger RNA of Penaeus indicus, 1152 nucleotides long. RefSeq names its product glutamic acid-rich protein-like. The record is from RefSeq and is a predicted model, not a curated record. The transcript is spliced from 3 exons. The annotation marks the transcript as partial. Lineage: Eukaryota; Metazoa; Arthropoda; Malacostraca; Decapoda; Penaeidae.